GUGUGAGAGAGCCAGUUCUAGAUCCCACCUGGGCUCCGGGAAUGGCCUUUUCUCCCCUCGCCCCCGCGCCGGGUUUUACGCCGGGUUUUUACCGUCCUUUUCCCAGACGCGGCUGACACAGUUUCCGUCGCAACCACGUGGAUUCCCGUAGGGCCGAGCCGGGCCGGGCUUUACCAGAAGCGCCGGUCGCCUCUCCGGCCGUGAGAUGAGGGCUGACGGGGACAGACACAGGACAAGGCAGCACCGACAGCAAUGGCACACGACUCGGACAGCAGCGAACCGGGUUACAGCGGAAACCGGCCCGCCGCGGGCAAACAGGGAAACUUGGAGCAGUCAAAGAAAGUGAUGAGGAGGGAGAAGAACCGGCUGGCUGCCAAGAAGAGCCGGCACAGGCAGACCCAGAGAGCAGACACUCUGCACCAGGAGAGCGAUGACCUGGAGCGGGAGAACGUGGCUCUGCGGAAGGAGAUAGCACGUCUGAACGCGGAGCUGAGAUACUUCAGCGCGCUGCUUAAGAGCCAUGAGAGCUGUUGCCCGGCGCUGGGCCCUGCGGGCGAGGAGCUGGGCUACGGCUUGGCAUCGGGGCACAGCAGCGGCGGCGGCAACACGGCACGGUUUCACCUCUGAGGGGGCAGGAGCACGAGCACGAGCACGAGCACGAGUACGGCACCCAGGCACAUCAUCCCUCCACACCCGUGUAUCACCCUCUGCAGGCUGCAGGCUGCGGGCUGCCUCAGGCCACCCCAUAACUAUUUACUCCAGCAGGAGCAGAAGACUGAAGAAGGGCCCAGACCCACACCGACACCUAUCCAUGUUCUCCACAGGUGCUGCCUUACCCGCUGAGUUACUCCAGCACUCUGUGUCUCUUUGACUGAAAUGUAACUGUGACGGACUUAAAGCUGAAUUAAAGCUGGAGGGUUACUGCACC
Molecule: messenger RNA, 928 nt
Organism: Leucoraja erinaceus (little skate)
Lineage: Eukaryota; Metazoa; Chordata; Chondrichthyes; Rajiformes; Rajidae
Gene: batf
Product: basic leucine zipper transcription factor, ATF-like
Exons: 3
Coding region: 253-627 (124 amino acids)
Biological process (GO): regulation of transcription by RNA polymerase II
Cellular component (GO): nucleus
Molecular function (GO): RNA polymerase II cis-regulatory region sequence-specific DNA binding; DNA-binding transcription factor activity, RNA polymerase II-specific
Source: RefSeq, a predicted model, not a curated record